Messenger RNA from Nicotiana tabacum (common tobacco), 738 nucleotides. RefSeq lists its product as uncharacterized. Lineage: Eukaryota; Viridiplantae; Streptophyta; Magnoliopsida; Solanales; Solanaceae. The record is from RefSeq and is a predicted model, not a curated record.
AUGAGUGAGCUUCCAGAUUUCACAUACCCAAUGUGUAAGGCUCUCAAGUUAACUCAUCUGAUCUUUGCAUAUGAUUUGAUGAUUUUCUGUAAAGGUGAUCUAAAGUCCAUUGCUAGAGUGAUGGAGACCUUAAGCCAUUUUAGCAGCACUACAGGUUUAGUUGCAAAUGUUGAGAAGACUAAUAUUUAUAUGGCAGUAAUUGAUGCUGCUACACAAGAACAAAUACUAGCUAGAACAGGAUUUACUACAGGGAUCCUCCUAUCAAGUACCUUGGACUUCCCCUCUCUUUCAAAAAAUGGAAGUGUUCUGAAAGAGGCGGACAAAAUAUGUAGGGAUUAUCUUUGGGGUAGUACUGAAGAUCACAGGAAACUUCCAUUAUUAGCUUGGGACAUAGUGUGUACUCCUAAGAAGUAUGGUGGGCUGAACAUCAAAGGGUGCAGGAACUGGAAUAUAGCUGUUGUAGGGAAACUACUCUGGCAAUUGGCAAUAAAGAAAGAUGUAUUGUGGGUAAAAUGGGUGCAUGGGAUAUACAUGAAGCAGGAGAGAGACAUUUGGAAUCACAACCCUCGUAUUGAUAGUAGCUUGUACUGGAGGAAAUUAAAUUCAUUAAAAGAAGUGAUGACACAAUGGUACAAUAAUGGGAACUAUGUGCUCACAGAGAAUGGAGAAUACUCAUUAACAAGGAGCUAUAUAGAAUGGGAACUAUGUGCUGACAACAGUGAAUUGCUCAAGUGGUGA